GGAGGGGUCGGGGCCGACUCAGGACCCGCCGGCCACUAGGUUCCCAGUUGGAGGUGGCUUGAGGCACUUGGUUCCCUCAGCUCUCGUAGCUCUGGCGGAGUCUGCGCGAUGGGAGACCCGGAAAGGCCGGAAGCGGCCAGGCCCGAGCAGGAGGAGAGGUUAUCUUCAGAUACCAAGGAAAAUGAAGCAAAGUCAAAUGAAGAGCCACUCCUAAGAAGGAGUUCUCGCCGAUUUGUCAUCUUUCCAAUCCAGUACCCUGACAUUUGGAAAAUGUAUAAACAGGCACAGGCAUCCUUCUGGACAGCAGAAGAGGUUGAUUUAUCAAAGGAUCUCCCUCACUGGAACAAGCUUAAAUCAGAAGAGAAGUAUUUUAUCUCUCACAUCUUAGCCUUUUUUGCAGCCAGUGACGGAAUUGUGAAUGAAAAUUUGGUGGAGCGCUUUAGUCAGGAGGUGCAGGUUCCAGAGGCUCGCUGUUUCUAUGGCUUUCAAAUUCUCAUCGAAAAUGUUCACUCAGAGAUGUACAGUUUGCUAAUAGACACUUACAUCAGAGAUCCUAAGAAAAGGGAAUUUUUAUUUAAUGCAAUUGAAACAAUGCCAUAUGUUAAGAAAAAAGCAGAUUGGGCCUUGCGCUGGAUAGCAGAUAGAAAAUCUACUUUUGGGGAAAGGGUGGUGGCCUUUGCUGCUGUAGAAGGAAUUUUCUUCUCGGGAUCUUUUGCUGCUAUAUUCUGGCUAAAGAAAAGAGGACUUAUGCCUGGACUUACUUUUUCCAAUGAACUCAUCAGCAGAGAUGAAGGGCUUCACUGUGACUUUGCUUGCCUGAUGUUUCAAUACUUAGUAAAUAAGCCUUCAGAAGAAAGAGUUAGGGAGAUCAUUGUUAAUGCUGUUGAAAUUGAGCAGGAGUUUUUAACAGAAGCCUUGCCAGUUGGCCUCAUCGGAAUGAAUUGUGUUUUGAUGAAACAGUAUAUUGAAUUUGUAGCUGACAGAUUGCUUUCAGAACUUGGAUUCUCAAAGGUUUUUCAAGCAGAAAAUCCCUUUGAUUUUAUGGAAAACAUUUCUUUAGAGGGGAAAACAAAUUUCUUUGAGAAACGAGUUUCAGAGUAUCAGCGUUUUGCAGUUAUGGCGGAAACUACAGAUAAUGUCUUCACCUUAGAUGCAGAUUUUUAAAACCCUCCCCAUACAUAUCUAAACUUAUCAUUGGUAAAUAGCAGUCUAUUUUUCUCUGCUUAAAAAAAAAAAACACCUAAAAUAUCUUCUUUAGGGCACAGGAGUUUACUCAAAAGGAAAUCCAAAACCAAAUAUCAAUCAAGUUGGAUUUAUAGAAACAUGCUUUAAUCUUCCUGUUUAACAGUCAGAGUAUGACCUCUAAAUGCUUUUGUUUCAUCACUGAAAUAAAAGAUGGCAUUAUAUUUGUUAAGAGCAUGGCGUGAGGGGUCAGAUAAGAGUUUGAGAUUCUGUCCUACUUUGUGUGACCCUUGGUAAAUCAGUUAAUCUCUCUAAACCUCAGUGUAUUUAUCUUUAAAAUGAAUGUAAUAGUAGGUCCUAAAUUCAUAAAGUGUGUAUGAGGAUUAAGAUGCAAAAUAAGUUCUUAGCCAAUACUGCUGUUGCAGCCUCCUCCUCCUUCCAUCUCCCCCUCCUAUUAUUAUUGUUGUUAGUAAUAGUAUUAAUUGCAGUGAUGUGAUAAAAUACUCCCAUCUCCUCAAAGUAAUUGUGAUUCUAGGUCCUAAGAUCUAGAAUUAGAUCUUUGUAUUUUUAAUGUUUUAGGAAGAACAUAAAGAUUUCCUUAAAAAGAUUAUAAUUUUCAUUAACAUGAGAAUAACUUCUUUGAAUUUCUCAGUGUGUAGUUAAGGAAAUUUAGUUCUAAGUUGCUUUGGGCAGGAUACUUAUGGAGUGGAAUCUAGGAGGUUAUCAUGAUAGUUGACCUUGUAAGCAAAAUGAUUCUCCUUCAGAAAUUAAAAGGGUAAUUUUAGCCAGACGUAGCCCUGGAAUGUUUAAAACCAGGGUGAAUUAGCUAGAAUAGCAUUUCCCAAAGAGUAUUGUAAAAGCUGUUAGCCCCUCUAGAUAUUUUGUGGGGUGAUGGGGAGAGAUUCUGUGGUCAAACGAGUUUGGGAAAUAUUGUACACUCCAUUCCUCUUUAGAAUGUAUAGUCAGUACAUCAAAGACUGAGAAAUUCUGCAGUACAUAAACUGAUUUCCCCCUGCAUAUUCCAAACCUACUUAACAAAGAUCUGUUUUUCACCUGUUAACAUCUCACCUAACUAUUGUUCCUCAGAACAUAGGUUGGAAAAAGCCGGCCUAGGUAACCAUUCUAUACAUGGAGGAAGGGCUUGUGGACCAAGCAAGGGAGAACCUGGUAGGGAUUAUUGAACCAUUUCAACUUUGUGCCAAGCUGAGUAAAGUACCGGUGAUUGACCUCAGCUAUAUUUCUUAUACUCCUACAACUCUUAUAUGCUGUUAUGAGAUUUAAUUCUUUUAUGGAACGAUGCCUGCUGCAUGAUAGCAGAUGGUUAGGGAGACUGAGGAAAGGCCAGCAUCUGAGAAGUCUGCUCCCUCUAUCGUAGGGAACUGUCAAGAGGUAGCCUGAGCCCAAGCAAGCAGUGGGGUUCCCCACUCGCAGCAAAUUAUUUUCUACAAUUCUGGUUAAUAAGGUUUAGAAAUUUUCUCUUUGCAUAAAUUUUUGCUCCAUUCAUUCCACAACUAUCUAAUGGAUUAAAACUGGGAGUUUCCAAGUGGAUGCAAAAGGAACAGGCCAUAACUUUAUCUGUUAGAGAGGAUGUCAGAAACUUGAGCUAUUUUGGCCUAUGAUAAUACCAUUUAUUUGUUCAAGGCUUCAUAGUUUGCCGAGUGUUUUUGCAUCACCUGAUUUGAUCUCACAACAGCCUCAUGAGCUUGACAAAGCAGGUAGUAUUGAAAUUUAUAGAUGGAGAGAGUGAGGCUCAGCAAAGUUCAAUGAUUUGGCCAAGAUCUGCUCAUAGUCACCGACCCGACAAUAUAUUUUUUUUUCUUAGAAGUUAUCAUAUUUCUGAUAUUUAGUCCUUUGCCAGCCAUCUUCACUUGGUUUUGCCUAUUUUUCCAUUGAACUGUCACAUACUUUAAUUAAGGUACCAUAUAUGUUAAUGAAAGUAUCAUAGUAUCAUAAGCAUUUUAACUAUAUUCAGGAAAUAUGUUCAAAGACAUUCAUCUACUGCCAUACGAAAACUUACAUUUAAAAUUGAUAAAAUAUCGGUAGUGACAUGGGAAUGCAAGAAAAAAUGUUUUAUAUUGCAUAUUCCCUUUGUUUUGAAUCCAAAUCUUUCUCAUAGGUAAUUACAGGUGCCUUAAUAUGAAGCUUAUUUAUCGUAGCAAUAAACCUAACUGUAUUGAGAUGACGUUUUAAUACUGAAAUACUGGAUUUUUAAUACACUGGUUUAUUAUAUUCAGUAUUCUAUCCCCUUUUCCUGGCUUCCAGGUUUCAUAUUUAUUUAUUAUGUUUCGUGUUUUGGUUCUUAGUUCUUAGGGAAUCAGGAAGUUGUGGAAUCUCUUUUUAAUAUUAUCUCACAGGCAAAGAAAAAAAUUCAGAGUAUGUUUAUAACUUUUGUUUUAACAGCACAUGUAUUUAAAUCAUUACUAUAGUAAAGUUGGUUAUUUAAGAAUGUAAAAACUAGUUGUUUGAUGACAAAUUGCAUUUAUUAAAAAUAUUUCCUUGUAGCCAUGUAGAAUCAUGACUUGGAAGGACUCAGGAAGACUGAUCCAGUGCUUUCAGACAGGGCUGUUUUGCUGUUCAAUUACAUACAAUAAUAAACAAUUAUUCUUACAAUAUAAGCUUACCUCAGUCACGUCUUUAUAUAUGAAAUUUUUCCAGUUCUCUCAUUUUGGAACAUUCAAAAUUUUCAGUUCCUUUUGCCAUUUUGUUUUUCGUUUGUUCAUGGAAAACGUAAUUAUAGAGAAAACACAACAACUUGUAUAUUUAAAAAAUAGAUUCUUUCAUAUUCAGAAUUUUGCAUUUUACAUUUACAUAAGCUAACGUCAUACCACAGAAUUCCCAAAUUGCAUUUGUGCAGAUUAAGCUAAGGGCUCAAUGUCACUAACUGAUUUUCGGUGAUAUAGAGAGCUGCUGCUGGGCUACAAGAAUGCCAGUUUAAUCCUGUAACCAGCUAUUAUGUUUUUGAACUAAAUUGAGUGAACUGGUAAUCAACUCAGGAACCCUUCCGCAGCAGAAAUCUGCAUGAGUAGCACAGAAGUGAAAUCUGUAUAUCUUUGUUUUUCCUGCCCUUUAAAUGGUCUGCUCCUUUUUAGACAGCAACAGGUUUGAAGGAAAAUCUAAUAUUCCUGAGGCAUUAGGACAAACGAAUUUAAGCCUUUAAAUUUGGGGCUUAAUUCUGUUAAAGAAAAUAUAGGUGAAAAUGAAAGGCUGAAGAAUUUUUUUUUGUACAGGUAAAAACAUAACAAUUCAGUCUUUUUCUAAGUUUCCAGGAACCUUAACUUAUGUAUCUGUUUUACAGCUGUGUUUUGAUUUUUCCAAAUGUCUGGUCAUUUAGCAAAGCUAGUAUCUACUGUUUACAUAGAAAGCUUUAUUAGGUGUGGUGUACUUAAAUAUUUUUAAUGUAUUUUACAUUAUGGUCAAUCCAGCCAAUCCUGCAUAUAUAGAAUUUGGUUUUUUUUUCCCAAAGAAAUGAGUUGUUCUGUUAUUUUAUUGGUUUAGUACAUUAGAAUAAACUGUAUCAUAGCUACA
Molecule: messenger RNA, 4707 nt
Organism: Balaenoptera acutorostrata (minke whale)
Lineage: Eukaryota; Metazoa; Chordata; Mammalia; Artiodactyla; Balaenopteridae
Gene: RRM2B
Product: ribonucleotide reductase regulatory TP53 inducible subunit M2B
Exons: 9
Coding region: 109-1164 (351 amino acids)
Biological process (GO): deoxyribonucleotide biosynthetic process
Cellular component (GO): cytosol
Molecular function (GO): ribonucleoside-diphosphate reductase activity, thioredoxin disulfide as acceptor
Source: RefSeq, a predicted model, not a curated record